GGGGAGGGGUGAACCGAUGUCUUUCUUUCAAUUACUUCUAUGGUUUUCUGUAGUUACGGCUAACUGGCGAAGACAAACCUCAGAGUUGGAUCCUGCAUACAGACUUUGAUAAUAAAAUGAAUCUUUGGACAAUCGGCACACCCAAAGGUGUCUUAAAUCCAGUUCACAAGUCGCCACACAUUCAGGUGCCAACAUAGCGUGCCCAGAAUGCUCGGCAGAACACAGAACUCAAGAAAACAGAACGAAAGCAACGCAUCGUUUAAAAAAAAUAGAAGGCAGAUAUCAAACAUCCAAAUUGUGAAUGUGUUUCACAACACAGUAUAUAAAGAGUUUUUACUGAUGUUGACCAGAAAGAAAUGAAGUGAACACUGGAAACACGAAAUACAUAAACAGUCGUAUUUUGGCUUUUGUCAAUGGCGUUCAUAUAUACAAGUUUUCAAUAAUACAGUGGAAACCUGUUGUAUUUGCUAUAUGUCCGUAGCUAUCUAUGUAAGCAGAAUGUCCAAAAACAAAAACAUAAUUGAAAGUACUGGCAUUUGAAAAUGAGACAGAAGUAGUCAGAGGAAACACUUAAUAAGCCUGGUAGAACUUAUGGAGAGACAAAGACUUAACAUUUCGGGUCCAGGUCUUUUAUAAUCUGAAGAAGUUGGAGAUCGAAUCAAAAGAGCCAAUUCUAUUUCUACAGGUGCAACCUGACCUGUUUACGGACUUUUAAUUUCGCUUUUUCAGCUUCUGCAUUUUCUUGCCUCUUAAAACAAAUUUAAUCACGUACAGAGACGAGAAGAAAAACCUCAACCGCUUAAGUUACUUCCAAUGCCAAGGUCAGAAGACGACCGACCGCUCCACGUGCGUAAUCGAAACAUGAUGUGGUCUUCCUAGAACUUGAAUCAUGCUUCAUGGAUUUUUUUUUCAGAGAAUUCUCGUCCGAGUAAUAUUCAGACGAUCUAUUUAGAAAUUACGUCCAUCUCCGCUUUCCUCUAGGGGUCAUAGUGUUCGCAACCGUUAGCAAUGACUGCCGCAACUUAACCUGCUCCACGGACACGGCGGCCUCCCCGGUCAGGUUACAAUUAACAUUAAUGUCGAGGUUGUAGCGUCCGAUCGGGGUUGAAUGAGCGGCUGGUGUGCGAGAGAAAGGACACAAAGCCCGUCCGGUGCAGGCUGGAGUGAGUGAGGGAGCGCGCGCGCGCUCUCGCCUGUCAAUCUCCGUGCGGGCGGGCGGCCGAGGGGCUUUGUCCCCAGAAGUAGGGAGCAGCAAUAGCUGCCAGCGGGGCACCGCGCACCAAAGUUCCCCUCGGAAGCACAUUAAAGGGACACGGGAGAUUUAUUUUCUUAAAGCAAGCAAACAUUUCUCUUCUGACUCCUGCCCGGGCAAUAAGGAGUUUUGCCUCAGCUUGGCGUGCCCUUUCCAGAUACUCUGGAUCGUGCAUCUGAAGGGCAGGAUGCAGCCACUGGAGUGAGCCGAUUGUAUCUUCCGAGGAGUCGGACUGGGUUAGAGUCCCCGGGGAGCCGCUUGAGUGCGGGGCUUCAUCUGGCGUUUGGGUCAUCUGGAGACCUGGCCGGGACCAGCAGUCGCCGCGGGGUUAGAAAUUCCCCAGGCAUGGAAAUUUAAAUUUAGACAUUUACAUUCAAAUUAAUCGAUCUCGCCAUUUGGACCCCCGCAGGCUUUUAGUGAUCUGCUUAAGGGAGCUUGUUCUCUGACUACGAAAGGAACAGUUUGUUUGUCACAACUUUGGAUGUCUGUGAAGAGCUUACAUGAGGUAACAGCAGGUUAAAGCAACCAUCUCAGUGGUUUUUGAGUCAAGAAAUGGGCCAAAAAAUCUCAGGGAAUAUAAAGUCUGUGGAUGUGAGGGAACCAGCCUACAGACCUGUUAAGCGAGAAUUACGAGGUCCUGACUUUUGCAAACCAACUCGGCUUGAUAUGCUACUGGACAUGCCGUCAGCUUCUCGAGAAGUUCAGCUCAAGCAUGCCUGGAAUAAUGAAGACCGUUCUCUGAAUAUUUUUGUAAAAGAAGAUGACAAGGUUACCUUUCACAGACAUCCAGUUGCCCAAAGCACAGACUGUAUUCGUGGUAAAGUUGGGUAUACUCGAGGCCUUCACGUCUGGCAGAUUCACUGGCCUACUAGACAACGAGGAACACAUGCAGUUGUUGGAGUGGCGACUUCAGAAGCUCCAUUGCAUUCUGUGGGAUACACCUCCUUAGUUGGCAGUAAUAAUGAAUCAUGGGGCUGGGACCUGGGUCGCAACAAACUGUAUCACAACAGUAAAAAUCAACCAGCAUCAACUUACCCGGUGUUUCUGGAGCCUGAUGAAUCUUUUGUUCUGCCAGAUAGUUUCUUGGUGGUUUUGGACAUGGAUGAAGGAACAUUGAGUUUCAUAGUGGAUGGACAGUAUCUAGGUGUGGCCUUCAGAGGACUAAAAGGGAAAAAACUGUACCCAAUAGUCAGUGCAGUCUGGGGGCACUGCGAGAUAACAAUGAGGUACAUCAAUGGACUAGACCCGGAGCCGUUGCCUUUAAUGGACUUAUGCCGAAGAUCCAUUCGCCUUUCUCUCGGCAGAGAGCGACUGCAUGAAAUAGAAACUCUACCAAUGCCGAUUUCCCUGAAGAAUUAUUUACAAUACCAAUGAUGAAAAAAACUGGUACUACAUUUAAAAAUCAAUGCAAAGAGAUGGAAAACUAGAGUUUACAUCCUAUUUUAAUCUGUGGAGGACACCGUAGUUGUUUGAAAUAGUGACUUCCAUAUAGACUAUGUUUAGCAGAAACAGAAUUAGGAGAUUCCAUCUUCUGAAGUAAGAGAAUUAUUUCAAACAGUGUUUAAAGAAUUUCUUAUUUUAACAGUAAAACAGUACCUCAUGAUAUUCUCUUCAUCCAAGAAGCCUUUAUAUGCAUAUGUAAUUUAGCUAGUCCCUUUAAACUACAUUGUCCACAUGCAUUCUGUGAUAUUAACCAGGUAGUCAAUUGAGGAUAUCUCCUUGCAAUUGUUCAUCCCCCUCCCAUUUAAAAUUGAACACGCAAGUUAAAGAGAUUCUUGAUUUUGAUAAUCAGUUGAUGCACACCAUCAAGGGGGCUAUUAAAAUAGCUAAGUGCAAAGAUAUUGGCAUGAAUAUAUUUACUAUGCUAUUAAUUUCAGCAUGACUGAUUGAGAUCUGGCUGUUCAGGUACAGUGAAAAUGUAUGCCUCUGAACCUGUAUGCAAGAGCUUCUGGUGGCAAAUUUCCUCGGGAAGCUUUGAAUGAAUUUUAAAACACCACUGGAAGAUCACACAAAAUUCAAUCUUACAAAGCUGAAGUCACUUUUUUAAAUGAACAAAGUUUUACAAAAGCCUUUACUUCAUUCAGGCUUAUAAACUUUGUUUACUGCAAUGUACUGUUGUGUGUGGAAUAGUUUGUCUGUGCAGAAGGUGUGAGACUGCUCCAUACCAGUCCUUACACAGAUGGAGUUAAGUCAUUUCAUUGCUGCUCAGACCAGAACUUUUUAAGAUGCUGCUGCUUAAUUUUCUUGGAUCUGUUUUAAUAGUAUCUGCCUGAUCAAUUUAUUUAGUUUUUAAACUGGAACUUGUUGCAGUUGUAGGAUGUCGAAUGUAAGGAUGGUGUUGCCUUCAGAGUUUUAAAUGUGAAUUCACUGAAUGACAAAGUUUCUAAUAAAGUUUACUGUCACAAUGAAAUUGUUUCAAUACGUGCUU
Messenger RNA from Hypanus sabinus (Atlantic stingray), 3680 nucleotides. RefSeq names its product SPRY domain-containing SOCS box protein 1-like. NCBI's taxonomy places the organism in Eukaryota, Metazoa, Chordata, Chondrichthyes, Myliobatiformes, Dasyatidae. Gene Ontology annotation, biological process: proteasome-mediated ubiquitin-dependent protein catabolic process. Bases 1805 to 2626 code for a protein of 273 amino acids. Gene Ontology annotation, cellular component: SCF ubiquitin ligase complex. The record is from RefSeq and is a predicted model, not a curated record. The transcript is spliced from 4 exons. Gene Ontology annotation, molecular function: protein binding.